Messenger RNA from Danio rerio (zebrafish), 2548 nucleotides. The record is from RefSeq and is a predicted model, not a curated record. NCBI's taxonomy places the organism in Eukaryota, Metazoa, Chordata, Actinopteri, Cypriniformes, Danionidae.
AUGGGUUCCUUCAAGAUCUUUACUGAAGCAGGGCUCAACAAUGAGGACUGCCCGAUGGCCCAGGUUUUCAGUUUUAAUAUGCGCGUGGCCGCUGAGCGUCGCUGUAGCGUCACAGACGCACAGACUCACUGCAGGAAUAACAACAUGGCGGGCAUUUCGAAAGAACAUCAGCUGUCUCUGCGAGUAUACAACACUCUUCAGAGUUUGGGUUGUCCCCUGGUGGAUGGACUGUACCUGAGGGAGGCAGAUAGCGUUCAGGAGCUCCUCUGCACUCCGUCUUUUCACAGGACUGAUAUACUCAAGUGGAUCUGCGCCAGCAUCUGUCCAUCCUUAAAGGAAAAGUUUUCCUCUAUUAAAUCAACUCCUAAUGAAGAAUCGAUUGAAGAGCUCACAAGGUUUGGUUAUGAGAUGAUGUUAUGUAAAGCUAACGACAAGGAUUUAAUCAAGGGUCUUGCACCGCCUUUACGACAGCUGGUGUUUCUAGAGCAGCUUCUAAGGGUUAUUCAAGCAGACUCCUCUCUGUGCUCUGGGCAGAACUCAUCUUCUGGAGAUGAAGGUGUAAAGAGCAAUGAUCUUCUUGAAGAACUGAUCUCUCAGGAUCAUUUACCUGACCUCUACAUGCUUCUGGAUCCAGCCUGCAAUCCAUGGCCUGCACACAUCCGUGAACAUCUGAUACGCACACAUUCGGCUCACAACAAAAUCAAUGGGAACCACAGUAAAUUCAGUGAUUUCGUAAGCAGGAGUGAUCAAGAUUCCCGACUUGUAAGUCAUGGAGAAGAAAGCUUGACGGAGGCCAUGGCACUUCUGAAGUCUACUCAAAGCACAUUAGAUGAGCUCCAUAAAGAGUGUGAGUUUCUGCAGUCACAUUCUUCAGGUUCUGCAGUGUUGUCUCCUUGUGCACUGAAACUGGCAAUCUCGGACAUGUCUCAGCUCAUGACGGCCUUCGGACACAUCUAUAACACUGAUUUUAAGGGGUACUGCCAGCGAUCCCCUCCAACCCUCAGUUCAGAGAUGACUGUGUUUCAAUCUGUACAUCAGCUCCUGCACACAUGUAAUACGGAGCUGGAGGCUGUGAAGCAGCUUUCUGAAACUUCCACGUCUCUUACACACACACUUCAACAGCUGCAGACAGACAGACGCUACUGGUCUAAAGGAGAGAAGCACACACUGCCCAAGCAGUUGGAGGAGCUGAAGAACAGAUACAUGGCUUUUCUCUCCCUGCACCAGUCAUAGUCGGAAGGACUCUCUCACAGUCAGCAGAAACCUGCAGUCUAGACCUUCAAUUGAAGUUUCAAGUGGCGAAAAGGUGUGAGGUGUAAAACCAAAAUAAAACCACUUCUCUAUAUGGCCAGAACGGUUUUAAAAACAUGUUAUUUUACAUCCCGCAAUGUCAUGCACUGCUAGACGCAAUAUGAACUAACAAAAGCAUCUACUAAUCAUGAAAUGGCUCCAUCUGAUAAGAAACUUCAUCUUUCUUUAUAAACCCCAGUGCUUUUAGUAUGUUUUCAUCUCCAAACAGUCACAGUGUAUCAGUAUUGCAUUUAUGUUAUGUUUUAAUAAAGACUCACCUUGCAUAAACUGCACUUUUUAGUUUAAAGAUAUUUUUUACAUUCAAACACGUCUGCUGAAGGAAUAAGGGGUUCCCAUCACUUCACACAUUGAUGCGAGUGACUGAUGGGAGGGUCUUUCUGUCAGUCAAAAGCACAUCUGUUGGAGAGAGCUGUAGUGUUUAAAAAAAGCUUUUCAGGUGGAGCUGAUUUUGUUUGUGAGCUUCUUGUAAACAUUUCUGUUGCUAAUCGGAGCCAGAAGCCAAUGGAGAGUCAACCACACAAUCAACAUGGAGAGACUCCUGGGGCAGGAAGUAGAGCUGGUGUGUUAAACAUGAAUGAUUACGCUAGUAAGAAGAGUGCAGCGCAGAGCAUGCUGGAUGUGGCUCUGCUGAUGGCCAACUCGUCUCAGCUGAAGACGGUGCUUCAUUCUGGAGCUCAGCAUCGCUUCUACACUACUCUUAUUGCUCUCAUCUCAAUCUCCAUCUCACUGCAGCUGAUUGUUGGACUCCUGCUCAUCUUCAUUGGUUAGUUAAGAUUUGUCAGUUUCAAACGUUCUGCUCUCAUUUCAUUGACACAAACACUGAUGUUUUCUUCAGUGAAGUCCGACCUGAAUGAUGUGAAGCAGCAGCCGAGGUUGAACACGAUGAACAAUAUGGCCACCGUUUUUGUGUUCUUUACUGUGCUUAUCAAUAUCAUCAUCACAGCAUUGGGAUUUGAGGCCGGAGGAUGAGCAGAACAAAUUAAUUAAACUUUUUCCUCCAAUUUGAGGCAAAUUGUAUACUGUUUUCACGAAUGGAAUUUUAAUUAAUAUUUGUGGACAUGUAUACUUCAGAACGGAACUGACAACUCUUUUUGUUUUAGAAACAGCAUAUGAUGUUGCACUUCCCUCACAUCACUUACAAGGACAGCUUAAGUGACUAUUUAGACACAAAUUGUAUUAUUACACUUUCACAAAACAACGAUCCAAGAACUGCUGCCAUAAUAAAACGUUUUUCUGC